This is a messenger RNA of Cheilinus undulatus (humphead wrasse), 2368 nucleotides long. Its product is annotated as hydroperoxide isomerase ALOXE3-like. The transcript has 16 exons. Gene Ontology annotation, biological process: linoleic acid metabolic process; lipid oxidation. NCBI's taxonomy places the organism in Eukaryota, Metazoa, Chordata, Actinopteri, Labriformes, Labridae. Gene Ontology annotation, molecular function: iron ion binding; oxidoreductase activity, acting on single donors with incorporation of molecular oxygen, incorporation of two atoms of oxygen; protein binding. Bases 117 to 2195 code for a protein of 692 amino acids. The record is from RefSeq and is a predicted model, not a curated record.
GUGAAUACACACUGAGAUCAGCCCACAAAAGUAACGCUCAUAAAAGCUGAUGAUUUUGGAACUGGCUAAUCGGGAGCACGGCCCAAGAUGAGGAAAAGCAUAACCUGACAUGCUAGAUGGAUUCACCAGUGAGGAACAUGGAAAUGGGUGGCUCCAUCUGCUUUGCAAGUUUCCACACAGGAGUCAUGUCUGAGUACAAGCUGGAGGUGACAACAGGUGACAUGAAACAUGCAGGAACAUUGGAUAACAUUUAUGUCACUUUAUUUGGAACUGAAGGGCAGAGUGAGAGAACCAAGCUGGACAACUUUGGUAUCGACUUCAGGACCGGGAAAGCUGGGACCUACACUGUGAAAACUACUUCAUCUCUUGGGAAACUCCUUCUGGUCAAGGUGGAGAAAGACCCUUUUUUAAUUUUCUCAGAAGACGAGUGGUUCUGCUCCAAAAUAGAGGCGACGACCCCAGAGGGGGACACUCUUCUUUUCCCCUGUUACAGAUGGAUCUCCAGAGGGGAGCUGGUGGAGCUGAGAGGAGGGAAAGCCAUGAAGGUUUGUGAGGAUGACCACCCUCUGUUGACUGAGCACCGAAAAAAGGAACUUGCAUCAAAAAAGAGCUUCUACCAAUGGACCAUUUUGGCUGAAGAGCUGUCCAACAUCAGCCACUUCAGGAGUCUGUCUGAGCUCCCAUCUGAGGUCCAUUUCUCUGCAUCCAAAUCAGCUGAAUUAGCCAACACAAGAAAUGUCACGGGCCUUGAACUAAAAAUCAAGGGGCUGCUUGGAUCAAAUGAAAAAUGGGAAAGCAUUGACGACAUGAAGCAUAUCUUCUGGUUCAAAAAGACAACAAUGUCAGAGUAUGUUGCAGAACACUGGAAGGAAGACGACUUCUUUGGCUUCCAGUUCUUGAAUGCCGUCAACCCCAAUGUGAUUAAAAGCUGCUCAGAGCUUCCCCGAAACUUUCCUGUUACAGAUGAGAUGGUGAAGCCAUUCCUGGAGCAGGGAAGCUCUCUGCAGACAGAAAUUGAGAAAGGCAAAAUAUUCCUGUAUGACCAGAGGAUAAUGGAGGGAAUACAAACCAGAGAGCAUAAUGGUGAACCCCUGCAUGUGACUGCAGGUCUCUGUUUACUUUAUUUGAAUCCAGAAAACAAACUGAUGCCCAUUGCAAUACAGCUGCAUCAACAACCCUCAGAUCAGAACCCCAUCUUUCUGCCCAGUGACUCAGAGACAGACUGGCUGCUCGCAAAGAUGUUUAUCAGAAAUGCAGAUGCGCUCGAUCACCAAGUGAUUCAGCACCUCAUGAAGACUCACUUACUAGCAGAAGUCUAUACAGUGGCUACUCUCCGCAGCCUCCCUGUCAUUCAUCCCAUCUAUAAGCUGCUGUUUCCACACUUCCGGUACACUCUCCACAUAAACACUGGAGCUCGAACAUCUCUCUUUGGACGUAACGGGGCCUUAAGUAUUAGUUCACCUGGAUACAACGGGCUGGUAGGGCUCAUGAGGAAGGCUCUGUCUGAGCUGACCUACAGUUCCCUCUGUCUGCCAGAAAACAUCGCCGCACGAGGCCUGGAGUCCAUCCCCAACUUUUACUACAGAGACGACGGCAUGAAGCUGUGGAACAUCAUCAACAGCUUUGUUCAGGCAGUUGUGGGGCACUAUUACCCCUCAGACAGCGAGGUCAAGAAGGACUCGGAGCUGCAGGACUGGAUCAGUGAGAUAUUCACACAUGGUGUCUUAGGAAACAGAGCCUCAGGGUUUCCAUCAUGCUUUAAUACUGUUGAAGAGGUGAUCAGGUUCAUCACCAUGGUGAUCUUCACAGCAACAGCUCAACAUGCUGCAGUCAAUAAUGGGCAGUAUGACUACAACUCCUGGAUGCCCAAUGGCUCACUCUUGCUGCACAAACCUCCUCCGACCACUAAGGGGCAGUCAAGCAUGCAGACCAUUCUGGAGACCCUCCCAGAUGUUGGAGAGACAGCCACCUUUGCUGCAAUACUGUGGCUGCUGUCAGAAAAAUAUACAGAUGAGGUUCCUUUGGGAACGUACCCUGAAGAACGAUUUGAUGAGCCUGUGGUUAAGCGGAUGAUUAAAGAAUUUCAGGCAGAGCUGUCCUACAUGAGUGAGGAGAUAACAGAAAGAAACUCAAAGCUUGAAAUACCGUACACAUAUCUGAACCCUAAACAGAUAGAGAACAGUAUUGCUAUUUAGUGCCAAUGUAACGUUCAUCACCUGUUGCAUCAGGGGAGGUGUUUUACUAGGAAAUCUCUAUGUACAACAGGUAAAGUGUUUUAGACUGAAAGCGAGACGUAGCACGGUAGUGCAAGAAGACAAGUUUGGUUAUGAUAAAUACUGGGCAGCAUCUUUUCUGAUACCUCUGGUCC